Messenger RNA from Tripterygium wilfordii, 2319 nucleotides. Its product is annotated as probable Ufm1-specific protease. The coding region runs from base 70 to 2022 and encodes 650 amino acids. The record is from RefSeq and is a predicted model, not a curated record. The transcript is spliced from 13 exons. Lineage: Eukaryota; Viridiplantae; Streptophyta; Magnoliopsida; Celastrales; Celastraceae.
AAAGCUGACCAGUAAUGAAGAGUUGCCAGUUAAAUUUGGAUUAGCAGAGAGAUCGAGCCGUUGCAAACAAUGGAGAAACCGAGCGAGAACACGAGUGUAAGAGUUGUGUGCCCUAAGUUGGUCUUCGAGAGAAGCGAAACUGCGCUCCAAUGGCUGGUAGGAUCAUCGUUGCUGCCGCCGCCGCUCACCAUAAUCUCUACCUUCAGAUGCAUCCACACACUCCCGGAUGGCUCUCCGGAUUAUCAAAAGGAAUCAGAAGAUCUGCGCGUUUUGCUUUUGAAAGGGCUCGAUAUAAUUGGAGCAUUGGUUGUUAGAAGCUCUAAUUUCGAAAGUAAUGCUUCUGAAGCUAUCGUCCUCGCUCGUAAAUUGGCAAAGCUUCUAUCCAAUGGAGAAAAUUCGGAUGGACAAGAGAUGAUUGGGGCUGUUGCGGACGUUAAUUCAAGUGAUGUUCACUUUUUUGUACCAGGAAGUGGAAACGCUCCCAAACUUCAGUCGGUUAAUUCUGUUGUACAUGAAGAAGAUCCACAAAAGUUUGUUUGGGAGAGAUGUUGUUUGCUUCGAUGUGAACUCCCAAUUAGCUUGCCAUUCUAUUAUCCAAUAAACAAUCAAUCUGAUAUGGAAAGAACAUUCUUGAGUGCAACUGAAGCAAUUGUAGCCAAGUUUAGAGAUUCCCAGGUUGCAUUUAUGAUAGAAACGACAAACAAAGUCUCUAUGGAAAUACCUCAAUGUCUCAUUCUUCGCGGGAAGGAAUUGACUUUUGACACGGAUGUGUCGAACAUCAAACAUUCUGGCGAAGAUGUGCAAGAUUCAGCAGGGAAACCAUUAACAUGUGCAAACUUUUGUAUGAAAAGUGAGUCUGCCUCAGCAUCAUUUUCUAUAGAGAAUGCAGAUAUACUCCAAGUAAGUGUUCUGCUUAAUACUUCAGAAAAAUCUACAGAAUCGAGUGCACCCGUGGCAGAAUAUAUUCCAGGUUUGGAAGAAGCACGAUUUUCAGUCGCAGAGUUCAAGUUAGAAGUGCUUUGCUAUGCCAUUAAGGAUUUUCCAAUUACAUUUGCGGUGUCAAAGUUGAUCAUUCCUGGAUUAGUUGACCAGUUGAAUUCAAUGAAGAAGACACUUUUGCCCGAUCUUUUGAUGCAACACCCUCAGCUACGCCCAUAUCAUUUUAUUCCGCCCGGAUUUCUGCAUCCAAUAACUGUAAUCUACGAACUUAAUUAUGGAGAGACAGAGAUGAAGCAAGUUGAUGUUCGAAGAUCUUUGCACUUGAGGCUGGGCUUACCUUUUGAUCGUCCCCUCUUAAGGAUUGCUAAUGCCUUUGAUCUUUAUAUGAUGAAGGGUAGUUCAAGGGGCAGCUCUAUACGAAAAGGCUCUUAUUUGCUUAAAGAUGUACAUGUUGGGAUACCUAGCAGUGGGGUCUCAGGGGGCAUAGUUUCUUUGGCUCAAGGUUCUUAUGAAUACCAUCAUUAUCUUCAAGAUGGCUUUGACGACUCGGGCUGGGGUUGCGCUUACCGGUCUCUACAGACUAUCAUUUCAUGGUUCAGGCUUCAACAUUACACAUCCAUAGAUGUUCCUUCUCAUAGAGAAAUACAGCAGUCGCUCGUGGAGAUUGGUGAUAAGGAUCCUUCUUUCAUAGGUUCACGUGAGUGGAUAGGUGCCAUUGAGUUGAGCUUUGUUUUGGACAAACUAUUGGGUGUAAGUUGCAAAGUCAUAAAUGUCAGAUCUGGAGCUGAGCUUCCUGAAAAAUGCCGAGAACUAGCGUUGCACUUUGAGAAUCAAGGAACACCCAUUAUGAUAGGUGGUGGUGUUCUUGCAUACACUCUUCUGGGAGUUGAUUACAACGAAGACAGUGGAGAUUGUGCAUUCCUCAUACUAGAUCCUCACUACACAGGGAAUGAUGAUCUGAAAAAAAUUGUAAACGGCGGAUGGUGCGGGUGGAAAAAAGCUGUUGAUAGCAAGGGAAGGAAUUUUUUCUUACAUGAUAAGUUCUAUAAUCUCCUGCUUCCUCAGAGGCCCAACAUGGUCUAGUUUAUAACAUUUCAGAUUUUGCAACUUAAUAGAGGUUUUCUAGAGAAACAUUACAAACUUUUUAAUGGUGCACUGAGUGGAAAUUCAAGCAGUUGCAACAACUCACAAGCAGUGGGAAAUGUAGUCUAGCAGAAGUUUUACUUUGAGAAGAGUUUAAUCUUGGAGAAUUGAGUUUGAUGUAAGUCACGAAUGGUACAAAUUAUCGACCUUGAAACUAGAAAAUUAUAUGUUCUUUUACAUGGGAAGGUUGUCAUCAGGAAUAGAUGAUGUUAUUUUUGAAUGGAAAUGUUCUUUGCC